AUGUCAGGGGAGAUAUUGACUGAGUUGGAUCAACGCUCAGCCCCGCCGCUACCUGCAUCGCCCCCACCAUCACCACCACCCCCACCACCACCACCACCAACAAUGGCUGACGACCAGCAACCACCCAAUAUCCAGCAGCCUCAGCAGCCCCAACACCUCCAACAAUAUGAACACCAGCUGCAGCAUCCUGACCAGCCCCAACAGCUUCAGCAACAAUCCUCACAGCUAGAGCAACAACCACCCGAUAUACAACAAGAUCAACAUUCACCCGCACAGUCCCACCAGUAUCACCUACAACCCCAACAACCUCAGAAUCCUCACCAGCCCCAAGAGCCUCAACACCAACCUCAACAGCCUCAGCAGCCAUCCCAGUACGAUAUCCAUGAUCUCUUUGGGAAUCUUAAUGAACGCAUGGAUGUCUUGGAACAAUUGUUUGUUGGCAAUCACAAUCGUGUGAAUGAGCAACGUAGAGGAGGUAGUCGAGGUAACAGAGGAGGUAAUCGAGGUAACAGAGGAGGUAAUCGAGGUAACAGAGGAGGCACAGGUGGCUAUGGAGCAGGUGGAAGGAGUCAACGGGGGCGACUAGAUGGAUGGAACGUGGGAAAUGGACAGGCGAGAGAGAAUGGUAGGAGACGAAGAGCUGGGCAAAACCUUGAUCAUCGUAACGCGACAUAUUGGAAGAGUCAAUUCUUCCAAUUGAAAAAUCGUCGAUCUCAGAGGGGCAAGGGUGGUCCUCCAGUGAUCAAUCACUACUAUGCCUCUCAAUAAUGUUUUCCUAUAUGGACUUGAGAGUAGUGCUUCGUCGAAACUGUUUUUUCGACGGUUCACAAAGAUUCAUCCAUGGAUUCAUUCUGAAUUCUUCAUUCAGGAUUGUGUGAUAAUAAACAGAGUAGAAGCAUUCCAUCUCGAGAAAUAUAUAUUCAAAAACGUUUUCUACUCAUCGGAGCGUUGUCUCUUUUCCAAUCAGCUUCUCUGAGCUCUGC
Molecule: messenger RNA, 983 nt
Organism: Diachasmimorpha longicaudata
Lineage: Eukaryota; Metazoa; Arthropoda; Insecta; Hymenoptera; Braconidae
Exons: 6
Coding region: 1-768 (255 amino acids)
Source: RefSeq, a predicted model, not a curated record